Messenger RNA from Spinacia oleracea (spinach), 639 nucleotides. RefSeq lists its product as uncharacterized. The record is from RefSeq and is a predicted model, not a curated record. The coding region runs from base 94 to 516 and encodes 140 amino acids. NCBI's taxonomy places the organism in Eukaryota, Viridiplantae, Streptophyta, Magnoliopsida, Caryophyllales, Amaranthaceae. The transcript has 3 exons.
UUAUGCCCAGUUUGUGUUCUGUGAUGUUUACCAAGGCUUCAUGCGUAUCUUGUCCAACCCUAAACACUAUGGCAUCAAGGAAACAAGAGGAGCAUGUUGUGGAAUAGGGUGGCAUGGAGCAGCAUCGGGGUGCGACACCAUGGAGAUGGUUUGCAACCAAAGUACAGCUCAUGUAAUCCUUCUAAGGUCGUCAAUUAUCUGCUGGCCGACUCUGCCUGGUUCGGUCAUCCAUUGGGUGACAUCUUUCAUCCCUUGAGCGUCCGAGCACUGGUGAACAUAGCUUCAGCAGCAGCAGCAGCAGCAGGUGUUCUGGCAACAACAGUUAUCGAUUACAAGCUAGAAGCAGCAGCAGCAGUUCUGGCAGAAGUAGAAAGCAGCAAUUCUGGCAGCAGCCAGUUGAAACAAGAACAAAACCAAGCCAGCCUAAAGAGUGUUUAUUUUCACCAGUUGCUGGACUUUCUUGAAGUUCUCUGCCUUAACUGUGACUAUCACCGUUGGAUAGAGAUAUUUACUUAAACUUUUAUGUUUAAAGUGUAGUUAGGUUAUCAACAUGUUGGUUGAUCUAUGGUGAAUUUGCCUUUUAUUGGGUUGUAAACUGUUUUGACAGGUAUAUAUUAAUGUAUUAUAACAUUCCCGGUA